AUGUAUUCGGACGGCUCACCCGAUACAAGCAACGUUGAGGUUCUGGGCACACAGCACCGACAGGCAUUCGAGCGUGCUUUAGCGCGCGUUUUGGAAACUGAAGUGGCAGAACAGACAUUUGCUCAGAUCAUCGAUGGGUUACCAACGCGCCGGUCAUUCUCUGAGUUCAACCCGCUCCCGGAUGCUCAUCCUACAAGAGCCCAUACGGAACUCUGCCCAGAAUACCAGAGAUGGGCAAAUGAGCCUCGAGACAUGAAUAGAUUGGACUCUCAUCGAGAUCCUACGCCUUUCUGCCAUGGAUCGUAUAUUGAUAUCGACCGGUAUCCUAACGGAGCUGCUGACGCUGCUGGGUACUGGGCUGAAGCAAAAAUAUUUGGUGGAGUCCUCGUGUUUGAUAGAGGGGAAUCUGAAGUAGAGUGCAAAGAACUCUACCUCCACGCAGGCCUUCUUUCCGGUCCAUAUACCCUCUUUCCUCUCACGACGGAGCAGUUCCAGUCGUUACUCGACUUCUUACUGCGUGACGAUUUCGGAACGGAGAAACCGAAAAACCCAAUGCCCUUACGAGCAACCUCGAGAAACAAAUGGCGAUGGAGUGAGUGGGAUGCCAUCGCACAGCACCACAUCUUUCGCGACAAGUACGAGCGGAGUUUCUCGCCAAACAGACCGAGACCAGAUUAUCGGUCGUCAAUGGACUGGCCCGAAAUAGCUGAUGACCUUUACCUUAUAAACGAGAUGCAUAAUCAUCGGAAUGGGGAACCUAUAGACAAGGAGAGGAUUCGUACAGCUCUGGAGAACUUGAAGCAGAUUACGCCAUCCUCUCCUUGCUGGCCGGAUGGGCCAUUGAAACAUGCAUGGACUAAUGUUCUAUUUGAAGAAACUACGAACGGGUCUGAUCACACAACUGACCAAGCCUGA
Molecule: messenger RNA, 915 nt
Organism: Fusarium coffeatum
Lineage: Eukaryota; Fungi; Ascomycota; Sordariomycetes; Hypocreales; Nectriaceae
Exons: 3
Coding region: 1-915 (304 amino acids)
Source: RefSeq, a predicted model, not a curated record